Molecule: messenger RNA, 867 nt
Organism: Hypanus sabinus (Atlantic stingray)
Lineage: Eukaryota; Metazoa; Chordata; Chondrichthyes; Myliobatiformes; Dasyatidae
Product: histone H1-like
Exons: 1
Coding region: 52-675 (207 amino acids)
Biological process (GO): nucleosome assembly
Cellular component (GO): nucleosome
Molecular function (GO): structural constituent of chromatin; DNA binding
Source: RefSeq, a predicted model, not a curated record
CUCGCUUCAUUUCUCACUCACUUCGACAGAGUUAGUGCAGAGUGUCCGAUCAUGACCGAGACCGCAGAAGUGGCUCCACCAGCGGCACCCGCCGCCACACCCAAGGCUGCCAAGAAGAAGAAGACGGCCGUCCGGAAAAAGUCAACCGGUCCCAAACUGGGCGACCAGAUCGACAAGAUUGUGGCCGAUUGCCACAGCCAGCGAGGGAUGUCCGUAGCCGCGAUAAAGAAGAGUUUGGCGGCCAGCGGCGUCAAUGUUGAUAAGCUGAGAAGUCAGAUCAGGUUGACCAUUAAAAGGAAAGUGGAUCGCGGCUCCCUGAUUCACACUAAGGGCAAAGGUGCCUCCGGCUCCUUGAAGGUCCCUAAAAAAGAAGGCGCCGGGAAAGUCGUGAAAAAAGUGAAGAAACCAGCGACCAAGGCAUCUAAGACCAGGAAGGCGGUGACCAAGAAACCUGCGGCCAAGAAAACAGGUGCCAAGAAAUCUCCCGCCAAACGCAAAGUGGUUAAGAAAACUGCGGUUAAAAAAGCGGCAGCUAAGAAAACAGCGACCAAGAAGACGACGCAGAAGUCCAAGAGCCCGAAGAAGGCCGCAGCCCCCAAGGUGGCCAAGAAACUGGCAAAACCCAAGCCGAAGGCAAAAUCUGUGAAAUCCAAGAAGACAGCGGCCAAAAAGUAAAUACAUGAAAAACCCGAAACCAAAGGCUCUUUUAAGAGCCACCCACAUCUCCCAGAAAAGAGCUGAUCCUGAAUCGCGUGAGUCCAGAUCCUGGUCGGUUUAGAUGCCAGUACGAACUAUUUCCAGAAAACCCGCCAUCCCCGGUUCCCCGCUGACAUUCGGCGUUGCCGUCCCUGUUCCAUCCCUAGUAAC